Messenger RNA from Melitaea cinxia (Glanville fritillary), 414 nucleotides. RefSeq names its product 28S ribosomal protein S36, mitochondrial. Gene Ontology annotation, biological process: 2-oxoglutarate metabolic process. NCBI's taxonomy places the organism in Eukaryota, Metazoa, Arthropoda, Insecta, Lepidoptera, Nymphalidae. Bases 90 to 347 code for a protein of 85 amino acids. The record is from RefSeq and is a predicted model, not a curated record. The transcript is spliced from 2 exons.
CACACCCCUGAUCAACUACUGUCAAGUGUCAACUAUAUCAAAAAUAAUUCUUUUACUUUACACUUAUCUGAAAUCAAUUUUAAUAAAUUAUGGUGCGAAUUACAUCAGUUUUAUCUAGGGUUCCGGUAAUUAAAUUUCGGAAAGGCUUAGGGUCAUCUCAUGCUCCCUCGGCUACCACCGCUUCCGCGACUGCUAGUGCAACAGCAGCGCAACCAUCGGCUCAAGCUCAACCUGCUGCUGCAAUGAGCAGUGCACCAAUUUCUGACAUAGACCUACCGCUGCGCUACAGAAGACGACCACUGUCUCAGGAAGAGAUUGACUACAUCAACGGCGGAGGAGUUGUUUAGUGCUUCCAUUUAUUGUUUGUAGAUAGUAUUUCUUUGUUUAUUAAUGUAAUUAUAGUUGUUGAAGGUA